Messenger RNA from Mus caroli (Ryukyu mouse), 1836 nucleotides. It is a transcript of the gene Nosip, whose product is annotated as nitric oxide synthase interacting protein. Gene Ontology annotation, cellular component: nucleus. NCBI's taxonomy places the organism in Eukaryota, Metazoa, Chordata, Mammalia, Rodentia, Muridae. The record is from RefSeq and is a predicted model, not a curated record. Gene Ontology annotation, molecular function: ubiquitin protein ligase activity.
UCUCCUGUCGGGCGGAAGUAGGAGGAGUGGAGUUUAAAAACAGUACUCUUUUUCCGGUUCGGGACGUAGUUGAAACAACGACUAGCCGGAUAACCGUUCUUGAGGCAGGAUGACGCGGCAUGGCAAGAACUGCACUGCAGGGGCUGUCUACACCUACCACGAGAAGAAGAAGGACACAGCGGCCUCGGGCUAUGGGACCCAGAACAUUCGACUGAGCCGGGACGCUGUGAAGGACUUUGACUGCUGCUGUCUCUCUCUGCAGCCCUGCCAUGACCCUGUGGUCACGCCAGACGGCUACCUGUAUGAGAGGGAAGCAAUCCUGGAGUACAUCCUGCACCAGAAGAGAGAGAUCGCCCGGCAGGUGAAGGCAUAUGAGAAGCAGCGAGGAGCUCGGAGAGAAGAGCAGAAAGAGCUUCAGCGAGCCGCAGCCCAGGACCAAGUUAGAGGCUUCCUAGAGAAGGAGGCGGCCAUCGUGAGCCGGCCCCUCAACCCCUUCAUGCCCAAGGCUGCUACCUUGCCCAACACAGAGGGUGAACAGCCAGGGCCCAGCGUGGGUCCCGUAGGCAAGGACAAGGACAAAGCACUGCCCAGCUUCUGGAUUCCCUCACUAACGCCCGAGGCAAAGGCCACCAAGCUGGAAAAGCCGUCCCGCACGGUGACCUGCCCGAUGUCCGGGAAGCCACUGCGCAUGUCGGACCUGACGUCAGUGCGCUUCACGCAGCUGGACGACUCUGUGGACCGCGUGGGGCUCAUCACACGCAGUGAGCGCUACGUUUGCGCAGUGACCCGAGACAGUCUGAGCAAUGCCACGCCAUGCGCAGUGCUGCGGCCCUCUGGGGCCGUGGUCACCCUGGAGUGUGUGGAGAAACUGAUCCGUAAAGACAUGGUGGACCCCGUGAAUGGGGACACGCUGACAGAGCGUGACAUCAUUGUGCUGCAGCGGGGCGGCACAGGCUUUGCGGGCUCCGGAGUGAAGCUACAGGCAGAAAUGUCUCGACCAGUGAUGCAGGCUUGAGCCGUGGCCUAAUAAACGUGGAUGUGAACAUCUGGAUGCCUGGCGCCUCAUUGUAGGCUCGGCAGCAGAAGGAGUGGACCUGCGGUGUGGGCCUGAGCUCCUGAGAUUUACUCAGUCACUUAGGAACAGGCAGAAACCCCGGCAUGAACCUGUGGGUCUCCUCCAGCCUCAGGCAGGACUUGGAAGAGGGCUCCCUGAACAAGAAGUGCAGGCCUCAUGAUAGCACUCCCAGGCCAGGUACCUCCUGAGACCCCUAGACAUGGACCUGCCCCCACCAGGUGCCCCUCCCCCAGCGAUCCCUGCAGACCCGUUACACACUGCACGCUGCUUCACAUGCACACAUACCGUCCUCCUCUUUCCCUGAACACCUGAGAAUCUCUCUCAAGAGCCAACUUCCCUUCCCCAGCCCCCUAAACUUGCUCAAAGAGACGCAGACCACCCUCAUCCCUGCCUCCAAGUAAAAAUAGCUUUCUUUUCUCUUUGUACUGGCAAAUGCACAAACUAACCAAGUGUUGAGUUCUUAAUGUGUAUCUAGGGAGGGGUUUGUGCACAUGAGUCCAAUGCCUGCAUAGGCCGUACUAACCUGUCAGACCCCUGGCGCUGGGGUCAGGCAGUCUUGAGCAGCCUAGUCUAGAUGCUGGGAGCCAGGCUCGGGUCCUCUGCCAAGAGCAGCAAGCACUCUGAACCACUGAGCCAUCUUCACCCCCAUGUUUCCAUCCCAUCACAGAAGAGAACUGCUGCAAAACUGAGGCUAGUUUGUGCUGCAUAAGACUGCCUCAGAAUAAGAGAAACAAUUAUAUACAAUCGAGUCCUUAAAUCUG